Molecule: messenger RNA, 1270 nt
Organism: Polistes canadensis
Lineage: Eukaryota; Metazoa; Arthropoda; Insecta; Hymenoptera; Vespidae
Product: dopamine N-acetyltransferase-like
Exons: 4
Coding region: 272-1075 (267 amino acids)
Molecular function (GO): N-acetyltransferase activity
Source: RefSeq, a predicted model, not a curated record
ACAAACAAAAUAUAAAACGUUUCUAAUUUUGGUUUUCUUCGCGAUUUUACAUUCAAUUAACAUUUUUUUCAUUCUUUUUCAUUUCAACUCUUUUAUAUCCGUACUAUAAUAAGGAAAACAUUUGUUCGACGUAUUUUCUAAAAAUUCAAAAGAACGAAUAAGUAAACGUUAAAAUAAUACAAAAUAUAAGCAAAUCAUUUCUAUCGUUCGUUUAUUAAACGCGCGUAUUCGUCUUCGGUAAAUAGUAAGAAAAAAGUCAAGUUCAUCAAUCAUGGAGACCAUUUUGGCGAACACGUUGUCCAAGACGGCGCUAAUUGGGGAAUCUAACAUCGAACAGAAGAGCAAAACUAAUUUUGCUAACGAUGCUAAGAAAAUGACGAGAUAUUCGUUGGCGGAUUCCGGUGAUUCCGUGAUGAACACCGCCAUGGAUUAUCACAUUAAAAUAAUAACGAGGGACGACGAGCACAGGGUAUUGAAAUUCCUCAGGAGGUUUUUUUUCCGUGACGAACCUCUUAAUCAAGCUGUCGCAUUAAUACCGGAAGGCGAAGACAGCACUUGUUACGAGUUGGAAGAUUAUUGCAGAGAUUCAUCCCUUGACAAUAAUUUAAGUUUAAUGGCUAUAUCAUCUACCGGUUCAAUUAUUGGCGUUUUGUUAAACGGAAAAAUGGAUCCCUGCGAAGAGGAAGAACCGGAGUACAUAAACAAUUGCGAAAAUCUAAAAUUCAGAAAAAUAUUAAGGUUUUUGCAUUAUGUCGAUAAAAAAGUAAACGCGGAUGGAAAAUUUAGAAAUCAAAAUAUAUUAGAAAUUAGAAUAAUCUCCGUUGACACUAAUUGGAGAGGCAAGGGUAUUGCCAAGGCUCUCAUCGAAAAUACUACAGAAAUCGCAAGAGAACAUGGUUUCGAUAUAAUGCGAGCCGAUUGUUCGUCGAUGUUUUCUGGGAAAUUAUGCGAACGACUUGGUUUCGAAGCGAUAUUUCAAAUUAAUUAUUCCGAUUACCUCGACGAAAAUGGAAAACCUGUUUUCUCACCUGAUCUUCCACACACGGCUGCUAUCACGUAUAUCAAAAAAUUAUAAAAUCAUUUUUUCUAAUGAAAAACUUUGAAAAUAAACAAUUAAUGUGAUUUAGUAUAAGAAAAGAACAAUAUAAAUUAAGAGUGUAACAAUUGAGAAAGAAAAAGAGAUCCGAUUAGAUUUGGAUUUGUUUUUUCUUUUUAUAAUCCAAAUGAAACAUGUAAAUAUACGUUUACUGUAAUAUUACGAACUUAGAAU